Amborella trichopoda is the source of this 1219-nucleotide messenger RNA. RefSeq lists its product as uncharacterized. Gene Ontology annotation, molecular function: calcium ion binding. Lineage: Eukaryota; Viridiplantae; Streptophyta; Magnoliopsida; Amborellales; Amborellaceae. The record is from RefSeq and is a predicted model, not a curated record.
UCUGUAUGUGCACAGGGAAGCCUGGAGCUAGAUUUCUUUGAAAAACUCUAAUUUUCGUUGUUCUCGAUUCUUCUGGUGAUUGUGAAACCCUAGUUUUGAUUUCCAUUCUUCUCGAUUUUUUGGUUGAUUGUAAAAAUUGGGAACCCUGAUUUCCCACUGUUCCGGAUUCUUCUGGUGAUUGCUUCUCCAAACCCUAAAUCGAAGUUCCUGGUUUUUCUUGGCCUCUGUGAUCGAUUGGCAAAAACCUAGAUCGAGUACCCUGAAAUUCUUUGGCACUGAAAGUGGUUUCUUCUGGUCUGAAUAUCUGAUUCUUCCUGUCUCGCUUCUGCAUCUAAGUACGAACUCCAUUACGUUUGAUUGGCCUGUGCUCCAUUAAUCAAAGCUCAAAUCAAUCCUCUGAAUCAAUAAUCCUCUGAAUUAUUGAUUGAAGAAUGGGGAAGAACUGCUUCAACCUGCCCAAGAUCAGGCGAUCAAAGAAGAAGAGUUCAGAUUCAAGUUUGCCUGAUUCUUCGUUAAGUGCAGGCUCUGAAUCCUCAAGUCUUCCGUCCACUUCAUCUCCUCAACAUUCUUCUUCGUCAUCGACAAAGCUCACCGAAGAACUACGCCAAGUCUUCAACAAAUUCGACAGAAAUGGUGAUAACCAGAUCUCUGCAUCCGAGCUUGAGGCUAUGGUUCGAUCUCUAGGGUUUGAGGGCUCAGAACAGGAGGUCCAAACCAUGAUUCAAUCCGCGGAUAUAGAUGGAGAUGGAUUCAUAAGCUUUGAGGAGUUCUUGACUGUGAAUCUACAGAGUGAUCCCGGUGAGAAAAUGGAGGAUUUGAGGAAUGCUUUUAUGGUAUUCGAUAAAGACCGAAAUGGGUUCAUUUCAGCUGAUGAAUUGCACGAUGUUCUCGUGGGGUUGGGAGAGAAAGCGAGCAUUGCAGAGUGUCAGGGAAUGAUCAAAGGCGUCGAUCGAAAUGGGGAUGGAGAGGUGAGCUUCGAUGAAUUUAAAGAGAUGAUGAGUGGGUCUUUGGUUUGAUCGAGCUCUCUCUCUCUCUAGGGUGAUGUGUGAUGGGCUCUUUUAAUGAAGGAGUUGCAGCCUGUGCACUUGAGAGUACCAGUGUUAACAUUCAUAAUCUUUUGGUAGGUUUGGGGAAAUGGAAUUAUGCUUCUCGACGUAUCUCUCCUUUGAUAAUGGAAUUUGAUUCAAUAAGAAAUGGAAUUGAUUUUUCUUUUGCUCUC